AUGGUGUGGGCUGGAUUGACGUCGGAAGGUAAAGUCCCAUUGGUUUUCAUUGAUAGAAAUGUGAAAAUCAACUCGGAUGUGUACCAAAAGUUGGUGUUGAUGGAUGUUUUACGUCCGUGGGUCACUAGCCACUUUGGCCAGCAACCCUUCAUUCUUCAACAAGAUUGGGCCCCGUCCCAUGGCUCGAAAUCCACGAAAGCUGUUCUCGACGCUCAUUUCCCUGGCUACUGGGGCAAGGACAUGUGGCCCGCUUCCUCGCCCGAUCUGAAUCCACUCGACUUUUCCGUUUGGGGAUAUUUGGAGGAAAAGGUGAUGGCUCGAUCGCACCCAAAUGUGGAUUCACUGAAGGCCGCUUUGCUCAAAGCAUGGGAUGAUCUUGACGAUGACUACCUCCGGCGCACCGUCGCUUCUGUUCCAGCUCGUUUGAAGGCGUGCAUCAAGGCCGAAGGCUCAAACUUCGAAUAUCUCCUCUGA
Caenorhabditis briggsae is the source of this 474-nucleotide messenger RNA. Lineage: Eukaryota; Metazoa; Nematoda; Chromadorea; Rhabditida; Rhabditidae. Bases 1 to 474 code for a protein of 157 amino acids. The transcript has a single exon. The record is from RefSeq and is a predicted model, not a curated record. Gene Ontology annotation, molecular function: nucleic acid binding.